AGGCGUGAAAUCCCACGGAUGUACAACGGGACAUAGACUUAGUCACGCAGCAUCCACCAUCCACACACGAAUGAUCUGGUCGACAUAAUCAUAGGUAUCCUCAGAGCCAUGAGAAGCAUUGACAAGCGAUUUGUGUGCGAAAAGGAGGAAACAAUUUACAAUGGCUAGAAAAGCGUUUGACUCCGGGUAACUGACCUCGCGUCGAUCAAAGAAAAAGCCAACAAGAAACCACUAAGAGCUCUGACGUUACGUGUUUCUUGCUAGCUCUACAACAGGCUGGCAUCUGGCUAAGGCAAAAACCAAAUAGAACAGAAACCAAUCAAGUUCAAUGCUGAUUCCAGCCACCACUGACACUCAUGAGUCUGCUUCUAAAAGAGAGCCACCACAAGCAUCUCGCAGCUCAACUGAAACUGCCGUUGAUUGCCGAGGUGACAGAGCAGACUCAGAGAUCUGCACUUCCACGAUAUUCUAGAUGGCGGCAGCCGUACGAUAUCACCUUGUAGAGGACGCUGCCUUCGACGGACCAAAGCCAGAGUCGGCGGCGGAUCGGCGCGCCGCGGCCUUGGCGAUGGCUUUGGACGCAGAGGCGGCCGCGCCGCCGGCGGGCGCUGAUACGACGCGUCGGUGCAGAGACGGAAGGGCGCGGCGGCCGACGGCUGGUGAUGAACUCCCUGGCGACGUGACGUCGGAAGCGGUAAAGUACCGAUCAGUGCGCGCUGCCGACUGGACGAGUCAGUUCCAGUGUACGGCGGAACGGUGUGGUAACCCGUAACAGGGCUCCGUGAGUCACAGUGUUAUUUUCCGCGGCGCGUUUGUGAGUUGCCAACCCGGCCGGUCCGUCAGUGCGUGGGUAGGUGAGACGCUCUCCCAGCCGCCGACACACGGUCAGAAUGGAGACCGUGGCGCGGCAGCAGACCGCAGCCGCCGGCCGCCUGUACCGGGUGCUGGCCGAAGACGACGGCGACAACGUGUUCGUCUCCCCGUUCAGCAUCUUCACAGCGCUGACUAUGGUGGCGGCAGGUGCUGACGGAGCCACGGCCUCUCAGCUGAGCGCAGCCCUGGCGCUGCCGCAGGACGCGGACUCGCUGCACGAGGGGUACAACAAGGUCCUGGAGAUGCUGCAGAGCCCGCCGAACGUCACGCUCUCCACGGCCAACAAGGUGUACGUGCAGCAGUCCUACAAGGUGCUGGACAGUUACACUGGCCUGCUGCAGAAGCAGUACCUGAGCAAGCUGACGAGCGUGGAUUUCGCCGAUAACAUUGGGGCAAGCAAACUUAUCAACGGUGAAGUGGAGACCGAAACAAGGGGGAAAAUCAAGGAUCUGAUCAAAGCCAGUGAUCUGGAUGAGUAUGUUCGCCUGGUGCUGGUGAACGCCAUCUAUUUCAAGGGCUCCUGGAAGCAGAAGUUUGACGCGAGCGAAACACAGGAGCGGGACUUCUUCGUGACGCCAGGAAACCCAGUCAAAACACCGAUGAUGCAUAUGAAGGGAAGCAAGUUCAACUGCGGCCACAUCCCCGAGCUGAGCUGCAAGGCACUGGAGAUGCCGUACGAAGGCGAUAGGUUCAGCAUGAUCGUGCUGCUGCCCGACCAGCAGGACGGCCUGAAGGAACUGGAGGAAAAACUGCCUUCAACGUGCGUCAGAGACAUCCGCGGCACUCUCUGCAACCAGAAAGCAGUCAUACGGGUACCGAAAUUCAAACUGGAAACUUCCUACGACCUGAUCAAACCGCUACAGAAACUUGGCAUUAAGGACCUCGUCGACAGGAACGCCGACCUGUCCAAGAUCUCGGGCAACAAGGAGCUGUACGUGUCGAAGGUCAUUCACAAGGCGUUUAUUGAGGUGAACGAGGAGGGUGCAGAAGCGGCCGCCGCCACCGCCGUCGCCGUCCGGAUGAAGCGCUGUAUGCCGAUGAUGGACGCCGGGCCGUUCGAGUUCACUGCCGACCACCCCUUCCACUUUGUCAUCUUCGACAGGGAGACGGGUCUCACGCUCUUCUCAGGCCGCUACGCCAAACCUGUCUAGACCGACGGAAGCGGACGGGUCGGCCGUAGAGCUCGGCUCCAUAUCGUCCGCACACAAGAGCAUUUCCGCGAGAACGCACAGCGUGGCAGGGCUGGAGGCCAUCGGUACCAACACAUAUACACGUAAUUGUUGGUGUGUGCCAUGUUGAUUCAUAUAAAAGUGUUAACGUAUCUGAUUCAGUCAGGACAUAUUUAUUAUGCCUAGAUAAGCAGACUACACCCAGUAUCACAAUAGAACUGGUGUUUAUUUCUUAUUUUGGCAUUCAACAUGGUAAAUUGCACGUAUUUCAUCAGCGUUAACGUCUCAGGUAAAAUAAAGGGAUAAGACUCCGCAAGAAUAGGAAUGUUCAACGCAGUGCUUAUGGAGGAACCGGUGAUAAAAAUAUAGACGCGAGAUAAAAGUCCCCAGGAAAGAUAAUGUGAAGCCAAUUCGUGGGAAAACAGUGUGAGGGAUAACCUUGGAGUGAACUAACUCGCUUCAGUUGCACCAGCCUGUGAGAAACUGCGCUGUUGAGCGGCACCUGCUCUGGUCUGCGAGUCAGAAAUUUUCGCGGUUUUGAAUAAUGUGCAUGAUGUCAGAGUAGGUACGUGAAUGACCAGGGAACCUUGUAUGCAUGCGGAAGCCGAAAAAACUACUGCAGCUUCUGCGUAAACGAUAAGUAGAAUAAGUUUACGAUCAUGUCGAGG
Molecule: messenger RNA, 2710 nt
Organism: Amphibalanus amphitrite
Lineage: Eukaryota; Metazoa; Arthropoda; Thecostraca; Balanomorpha; Balanidae
Product: leukocyte elastase inhibitor-like
Exons: 1
Coding region: 891-2024 (377 amino acids)
Molecular function (GO): serine-type endopeptidase inhibitor activity
Source: RefSeq, a predicted model, not a curated record